AUGCACACUGGAUCCUGUCUGUGUCAAGCAGUGCGAUACGAAUACCAAGGCGAGCCUGUGCAGAAGUCCAUCUGCCACUGCCUAACCUGCCGCAAACUAUGCAGCGGUGCCUCUACAAAUAUCCUCAUCCCCAGCGCUCUAUUCAACCUAACAAGCGGCAAAGUGAAGCACUACACCGUCACCCACGAGAGCGGCAUGCACCUGACGGCCUCCUUCUGCGAGCAUUGCGGCGUGCUCCUCUAUAAGACAGCCGAUGACCCGGCGUUCGAGUGCAUGGUUGUCCUCCAGGUAGGCACGCUGGACGAGCCGGACACUUUCGACCGGGCGGCGCCGGAUACAGAGCAGUAUAUCGGUUAUCGGGCUAAAUGGAGGCCUCCACUAGAGUAUGCUGCGCAGAAGGAGGGGUUUAGUUGA
This is a messenger RNA of Penicilliopsis zonata CBS 506.65, 414 nucleotides long. RefSeq lists its product as hypothetical. The coding region runs from base 1 to 414 and encodes 137 amino acids. NCBI's taxonomy places the organism in Eukaryota, Fungi, Ascomycota, Eurotiomycetes, Eurotiales, Aspergillaceae. The transcript has 2 exons. Gene Ontology annotation, molecular function: carbon-sulfur lyase activity. The record is from RefSeq and is a predicted model, not a curated record.